Messenger RNA from Closterium sp. Naga37s-1, 630 nucleotides. The record is from the annotation of a GenBank genome assembly. Lineage: Eukaryota; Viridiplantae; Streptophyta; Zygnematophyceae; Desmidiales; Closteriaceae.
AUGAACCCAGAUGUAUAUGACAGUAAGGAGUGUGCUUGUAACGAGUGGGAGAGUGAGGAAUGUGAGAGGAAGGGAGUACAUCAGCGCGAGGUGUGCCCCAAGAUUGUGACUGUAGCGAGAAUGUGCAAUCUCAACCGCUUUCUUCCUGUCUGGGCAGUGUACCGGGUGAACGUGCAUCUGAUGGGCGCCAAGGACGCCAUAAAAAACUCCUUCACUGUUGACGACAAUGUCCGCACGUGGGCGCUACUAGAGGGCACGGAGGACAGGGUGGCAUGGGCGCUAGAGGCUGUUGGGCUGAAGCAUCUAUCGAGGGAGCCAGCCAGCAUUCUCAGCAUGGGACAGCACAAGCGCCUGCAGCUAGCUCGUCUCUUGGCCAUCCCGCGUUCCCUCUGGUUAUUGGACAAGGCCUCCGUCGGGCUGGACCUGGCUGGCGUUGAGCUGCUGGAGGGGAUGAUAGAGGAGCUCAGGGCCUUUAGUCCCCUCUUUUCCCCUCACUCCCCCGCCAUUCCCCCGCCAUUCCCCCCACCUUCACCAGCGCAAGCGCCUUCAACUGGCUCGGCUGCUCGCCAUCCCCCGCUCAUUGUGGCUAUUAGACGAGCCAUCCGUGGGGCUGGACCUGGCUGGCGUUGA